CCACAAAUGCAAUCGAAGAGCUGGUCCAUCUCUAUGAAACAGCUGUUUUCAUUGUUGACAAAAAAAAAAAAAAUUGUAAUUAAACUUGCGAAAAAUGUUGACUUCUAUGGUUAAAGAGCAUCACAAGGAGCAGGUGAAGCGGAAACAGGAGCAAGAGGUGCGAAGAAAGGAGGCAAUCGAGGCGUCCAAUGAGCUCACACACUCCUUGGUGGAACACCUAAACGUGGGCGUGGCCCAAACUUACUUGAAUCAAAAGCGUUUGGAUGCCGAGGCGAAACAGCUGCAUGUGGGAGCGACCAACUUUGCCAAACAGACACAUCAAUGGCUGCAGCUGAUAGACAACUUCAGCGGCGCCUUGAAAGAGCUGGGCGAUGUGGAGAAUUGGGCACGCAGCAUAGAGAGCGACAUGAUGGUAAUACAGCAGACUCUGGAGGUGGCGUACAAGGCCUCGCGCGCAUCCCAGGCAACAGGAGCUACUGCCGGAGUCGGCUCGGAGCCCUCCACGUCAGCGGCCGCUGCCACCGCCACAGCAGCUAUUAAUCCAAGUUCAAAAGAAACAUGAAAACUUUUUUAAAACCCUUAUUCAUUUAUUUGUUUGCAUCUUUAUGUACAAUACACAGUCCAGAACAGUGUAGACUCUUUACAAUCACAAACUAAAGAUUAGUGAGUUAGUUAGCGCAUGCAGUGCCCUCAGCAUCGACCAGCGAUUACUUGGGGACAAACGCUAUGGAUAAAAUGACUGGCUGGUUAAUCCAACCAAUAGACCUUCUAUAAA
This is a messenger RNA of Drosophila subobscura, 775 nucleotides long. RefSeq names its product biogenesis of lysosome-related organelles complex 1 subunit 1 (gene Blos1). Gene Ontology annotation, biological process: endosomal transport. NCBI's taxonomy places the organism in Eukaryota, Metazoa, Arthropoda, Insecta, Diptera, Drosophilidae. Bases 95 to 562 code for a protein of 155 amino acids. Gene Ontology annotation, cellular component: BLOC-1 complex. The record is from RefSeq and is a predicted model, not a curated record. The transcript has 2 exons.